This is a messenger RNA of Hippopotamus amphibius kiboko, 459 nucleotides long. Its product is annotated as glutamine synthetase-like. Gene Ontology annotation, molecular function: glutamine synthetase activity. NCBI's taxonomy places the organism in Eukaryota, Metazoa, Chordata, Mammalia, Artiodactyla, Hippopotamidae. The record is from RefSeq and is a predicted model, not a curated record. The transcript has 2 exons. Bases 1 to 459 code for a protein of 152 amino acids. Gene Ontology annotation, cellular component: cytoplasm.
AUGACGCAUGGCAGCCACCACUCAGCAUUGGGAAGGCAGGAUGAACUGGCAAGGACUGCGGAGUUGGUUAAUAAGUGGAAUGGUGCUGGCUGCCGCACCAACUUCAGCACCAAGGCCAUGAGAGAGGAGAAUGGUCUGAAGUACAUCGAGGAGGCCAUCGAGAAACUAAGCAAGCGGCACCAGUACCACAUCCGAGCCUACGAUCCAAAGGGGGGCUUGGACAACACCCGGCGCCUAACUGGAUUCCACGAGACCUCCAACAUCAACGACUUCUCUGCCGGUGUGGCCAGCCGUGGUGCUAGCAUCCGCAUUCCCUGGACUGUGGGCCAGGAGAAGAAGGGUUACUUUGAAGACCGUUGCCCCUCUGCCAACUGUGACCCCUUUGCAGUGACAGAAGCCCUCAUCCGCACCUGUCUUCUCAACGAAACUGGCGACGAGCCUUUCCAGUACAAAAACUAA